AUGAUUCCACCUGGGGACUGCUUAUAUGCUGGGAGGAAGAGAAGGAAGCCCAUCCAAAAACAAAAACAGACAGCGGCCAGCCAGAAGACCAACCCGUCUAAGAGGCACCGUGACCGUCUGAAUGCAGAGCUGGAGCGGUUGGCCAGUCUCCUACCCUUCACCCCAGACAUCAUCUCCAAACUGGACAAGCUCUCAGUGCUCCGCCUCAGCGUCAGCUACCUCCGGGUCAAAAGCUUCUUUCAAGCCAUCCAGGAGAAGCCAUGCAGAAAGCACAUCAUGGAGUCGCCUGUGAACCACCAGGAUACCAGGAAAGGGAGCCUGUCCAUGGGGACCCCGGGGACCAGCAGCAGCGUGGUGGAGAGUGACCUCUUACUGGAGUCCCUGACUGGGUUUGCCUUGGUGGUGAGCACAGAUGGGUUGAUCUUCUACACCUCCACCUCCAUUGUUGACUACUUGGGCUUUCAUCAGACGGAUGUGAUGCACCAGAAUGUUUUUGAUUAUAUCCAUGUGGAAGAGCGGCAGGAGUUCAGAAGACAACUCCACUGGGCCAUGAACCCCGGGACCCAGGGGGCCUCCCUGGACCAGCACUCAGCCACAGGAAUUGGUGAUGACUUUGUGAUGAGCAGUCUCUUCCAUGCCCAGGAGCCUGACGGUGUUCCUCUAGAGCGCACCUCCUUCCUCACGCGCUGUUUCAUUUCCCGAGUCCGUUGCUUGCUGGACAGCACCUCAGGCUUCCUGAGCAUGCAGUUCCAGGGCAGCCUGAAGUUCCUGCAGGGCCAGAAGCAAAAGACAGACUCCGGGGCACUGCUGCCCCCCCAGCUGGCCCUGUUCUGUGUGGCCGUGCCCCUCAUGAUUCCCUCCAUCACAGAGCCGAAGAUGAAGAGCACGACGAUCAGGAACAAGAACAAGGGCCCCGUCAUCCCCACACCAGAUAAGCACAGUGACAAGAGGCAUCGAAACACCAGAGGUUCAUGUGACAGCAGUGACGUAUUGCUUCUGAAUUGGUCCAGCAGCUCCAGCAGAGACCCUUGCCACUAUAGCCCAUGGACACCCCUCUCCAAAGACGGCAUCAGGUAUAGGAACAAUGGUUACUACACCCAGGAGGAGCCCAUCAACUUCUGCCUGUCUUCCAUGGGUGGUGGGCCCAAAGCUCAGAGCGUUAAUCAUCCAUGGGACAUCCGCACCGGGUCCACCAUAAGAAAGGGCCCCAGCAGCAGCUACAUACCAUGCAGACAAGGCAAGUACAACAACCUGGGGAAGUCUGGACCUUACAGGAUGUCUCCAGGAUAUCACGCUAAAAGACAGGAUGCCUCUCAGAACAAACUGUACGGAGGCCUCCACAGCCCAGAGGCGGAGAGCUUCUGUGAGGACGGCAUGAAGGCAGACAACAACUACAUGGGCGGCCAUCUUGACUGUUACAAUGGCAUGGUGUUGCCUGAGACAGCCAUAAAGACAGAGCAGGACUCUGACUCUGAGAACGGUUGCAACAUCUACAGCAUGCCCCACAACCUAGCCUGGGUGGGGAAUGAGAAGCGCUACAGCAUGGCCUACUCAGAAGAACCACAGGUGAAGUCGGAGGCUGACUACCAUGACCAAUACACCACCUGCCAAAGGAACAAGACCAACAUGAGCCCAACGCUCAACGGAUACCACAAAUACUUAUACCCAGUGGGGAGCAGGGCUCAGAAGGAUCAUAGGAUACCUCACUCAGACCCUCUGUGUAGCAGUCAGGGAGCAAACUGUAUGGUCAGCAAUGUGUAUGGGAAUGGUACUGUGGAGCAUAAAGGCUACAUACAGCAAGACAACAAACUGAACUACGAGUUCAGGAAUCAUCUGGUCCACUCUAUAAAGAGGGAACCCAUGGACUCACCUCCUUGGUCAGACAAUGGACAUGACAUUAGCCAAAUACCCAUGCAGAGAAAUAUGAUUCACAACUGUGCAUUGAAUGAUAUUGUACACAAACCAAACCCAUAUAUCUACAUGCAAUGAGGUCAAUGGAAAAUCUCAUAAACCAUCUGGGCACCACCUUGCUUCUUUAUUGUAUUGAUGCAUAAUAUGGCAGGGUGGGUAGUUAUUUAAUCUCAGGUAAUCAGCAGUGUUACAAAGCAAAAAUAUAUGGAAGCAAAGACAGGUGUUUUAAUAAGGACUUUGUACAUAAGACACACAAGAUAAAUAUAACUUUUUUUCAGAUUUACAGGACCAGUCAAAAGUUUGGACACCUACUAAUUCCAUGGUUUUUCUUUAUUUUUUACAUUGUAGAAUAAUAGUGAGGACAUCAAAACUA
Oncorhynchus mykiss (rainbow trout) is the source of this 2284-nucleotide messenger RNA. RefSeq names its product aryl hydrocarbon receptor repressor b (gene ahrrb). Gene Ontology annotation, biological process: response to xenobiotic stimulus; xenobiotic metabolic process; regulation of transcription by RNA polymerase II. Gene Ontology annotation, cellular component: nucleus; aryl hydrocarbon receptor complex. Lineage: Eukaryota; Metazoa; Chordata; Actinopteri; Salmoniformes; Salmonidae. Gene Ontology annotation, molecular function: protein dimerization activity; nuclear receptor activity; transcription cis-regulatory region binding. The record is from RefSeq and is a predicted model, not a curated record.